Messenger RNA from Sus scrofa (pig), 11713 nucleotides. It is a transcript of the gene ELK4, whose product is annotated as ETS transcription factor ELK4. Gene Ontology annotation, molecular function: sequence-specific DNA binding; DNA-binding transcription factor activity, RNA polymerase II-specific. NCBI's taxonomy places the organism in Eukaryota, Metazoa, Chordata, Mammalia, Artiodactyla, Suidae. The record is from RefSeq and is a predicted model, not a curated record. Gene Ontology annotation, cellular component: nucleus. Gene Ontology annotation, biological process: cell differentiation; regulation of transcription by RNA polymerase II.
AGACGCUACUCGGGGGGGUUUGAGAGUGGCGGCGGCCGCGGAGCUACAGGCAAGCCCGGCAGCGGCGAGAACGCCCCAAGCGCGCGCCCGGCGAGUAGCGGCCUCGACGACCCACGCCGCCGCCGCGUGCGGGGGCGGGGAGGGCGGGGCGCGAGACGCCGCGGCGGGUGCGGCGGCGGCUACAGGAGAUGCGGGAGGCUGCGGACACCCGGCGGGCUCUGCUCGGCCGCCGCCGCCUUCUCCGGCUCUGCCGCGAGAGUCGCAGCGGCUGCUGCGCCGUCUUCGAGUUCCCAGCGUGAGGAGGAGGCGGCGGGCGGAGAAGAGCAUCGUGUUCGAGGCGGAGACUCGGAGGGAGCCACGCGCGCGGCCUCGCUCAUUGCUAUGGACAGUGCUAUCACCCUGUGGCAGUUCCUCCUUCAGCUCCUAAAGGAGCCUCAGAAUGAUCACAUGAUCUGCUGGACCUCUAAUAAUGGGGAGUUCAAGCUUUUGCAGGCAGAAGAGGUGGCUCGUCUCUGGGGGAUUCGAAAGAACAAGCCCAAUAUGAAUUAUGACAAACUCAGCCGAGCCCUCAGAUACUAUUAUGUGAAGAACAUCAUUAAGAAAGUGAAUGGUCAGAAGUUUGUGUACAAGUUUGUCUCCUACCCGGAGAUUCUGAGCAUGGAUCCGAUGACAGUGGGCAGGGUUGAGGGAGACUGUGAAGCUCUGGGCAUCGCUGAACUCAGCAGCAACAGUUCCAGAGACGUGGAGAACGGAGGGAAAGAGAAGCCGCUGCAGCCUGGUGCCAAGACCUCUAGCCGCAAUGACUACAUCCACUCUGGCUUAUAUUCUUCAUUUACUCUCAACUCUUUGAACUCCUCCAGCAGGAAGCUUUUCAAAUCUAUAAAGGUUGAGAAUCCAGCUGAGAAGUUGGCAGAGAAAAAAUCUCCUCAGGAGCCAACGCCAUCUGUUAUCAAAUUUGUAACAACACCUUCCAAAAAGCCACCAGUUGAACCCUUUGCUGCCACCAUUUCAACCGGCCCCAGCAUUUCUCCAUCUUCAGAGGAAACGAUCCAAGCGUUGGAGACUUUGGCCUCCCCCAAACUGUCUUCCCUGGAAGCCCCAACUUCUGCAUCCAGUGUAACCGCCGCCUUUACCACCGCACCUCCUAGUUUGUCUGGAUCCCCCUUGCAGGAGGCUCCUGGAACACCUUCACCACCGCUGAGUUCCAACCCCGACAUGGACACAGACAUGGAGUCCGUGGCUUCCCAGCCAGUGGAACUUUCAGAGAACUUGUCCCUGGAGCCUAAAGACCAGGAUUCAGCUUUGCCAGAAAAGGACAAAACAAAUAAUUCAUCAAGGUCCAAGAAACCCAAGGGGUUAGAGCUGGCACCCACCCUCGUGAUCACAGGCAGUGAUCCAAGCCCACUGGGAAUACUAAGCCCAUCUCUCCCGACAGCUUCUCUUACGCCAGCACUUUUUUCACAGACCCCUAUCUUACUGACUCCGAGCCCCUUGCUCUCCAGCAUCCACUUUUGGAGCACUCUCAGCCCCGUUGCUCCCCUGAGUCCAGCCAGACUGCAAGGUGCUAACACACUCUUCCAGUUUCCUUCUGUGCUGAACAGUCAUGGGCCAUUCACUCUGUCUGGCCUGGAUGGACCUUCCACCCCUGGCCCAUUUUCCCCAGAUCUACAGAAAACAUAACCUAUGCACUUGUGGAAUGAGAGAGCCAAGGAAUAAAGAAACAGAGAGAUACUCAACAUGAUUACAUUUAAAGUGAGCGAUCGAUACUUCCACACUGCUGAUAAUAGACUCUUGGGAUUUCUGCCGCUCCCAUUAAAAUGCUUUUGUAGGAUUCCCUUUGAAUGGGACUCAAGUUAGACUGUGUAUGCAAAUGCCUUAAUUGGAGUCCAAACUCCACCUCCCUCUUUUUCUGUUUAAAAAAUAUUUUGAACUUUGUGUUAAAGACAUUUUUGGUGGGGUUUAGCAGCUAGCUAUGCUUCGUAAGAGCAAUGAUGAACAAAGUUACUCCUCUGCCUUAUUGGGACCUUAGGCUAGGGAAAAAAAAAAUUAUGCUUUGAGCAUAUUCUAUAAAGAAAUAUUAGGUGAAUGAAAUUGGCCAUAUCUUUAGGACCUAAGUGUGCUCUGUUGAAUAGUAAACCUGAGAUGUGCAUAAGCAGUGGAGGAAAAAGAAUCAUCCUCUUGACACUGCCUAAGACUGGGGUAGGACUAUUGGGGAGGUUCUGUUUUGUGGUGAACUGCAACGUAUGUGAGCAACUCCACAAAUAGGCAUGGUCUUUACAUUUAUUCAGGGUGGGUCUUUUAGCCAUAAGUGUGAUCUUGUCUGAGCCUGUCAACAGAGCUUGGAGCUAGUUUGUUCCCACAUAGAAAGAUUUGUAAACCCUGGGGCUUAAGGCAGUGUUUGGAACAACCAGUGAGAAUAUGGGACCCCAUAUCUGGCACAGAAAUGUCAUCUGCACCCAUGCAAUGCAGCAUGGUAAAUGAUGGCCUGUAGGGGGAUGAACCUGGGCUUGGAAAUUUUGAGGCAUCUCUGGGUCAAAAAGAUGGGGUUGAAUAACUUGAAACAACAUGCAGGGCUUUUCCCAGUUAUAAGAUACCCAGUGUGAAGGACCCUGUUUUCUGUUCAUUUUAUCCCAUUUUCUAGUCUGUAUAUUUAUCCUUUUAAAUUUAAGGAUGUUAGAGGUUGUGAUGGUUUGAAUGAUGUAAUUAGGAAGAUGAAAUGCAAAGUGAAGCCUCCAAAUCUGUAGUGAGGUAAAGAUGAGCGUAUUUCUUUGAAAAAAAAUUUUUUUUUAAUGAAGGAGGAAGAGAGUUGCUUUGGAAAUGAUCAUAAGUGGGAUUGGAUUAUUCAGAUUAGUGGUGAAACAUUUAGGCCUUCGUCUCUUCCACAUUCAUAAAAUGUUACCAUAAUGUCCUCCCAUCACAGUGGAGUCUUUUGAAAAAUUUGGCUUCAAAGUCCAGGAUUAGAUGAUAUCCUGCCACUGUCACCACCACUACCCCCCUGGCCAUUAAACUAGUCUUUCAGCCCCAGAAAUAGUUCCUAUAAUUGAACCACCUGAACCAAAUGGAAUGAGGGAGUCAGGACUCGACACUGCUAUAAACCAACAUUUUCCCGGUGUAUAAAAGUCACUUUAAAUUUGCUGUGUACAGUGUAGAGAAACUCUAAUAGACGUCUACGCUAGUUCACUAGUAGCAGAGGGACAGUAUUCAGGGAGCUGCCUUUAUAUUUGUAGCUUUGGAGACCUGUUACUGGUUCAGUUGUGGUUAUCAGCUGAGAAGUUCUGUUCCUGAGAUGUGCAAUAAUAGUGUUGAAAGGUAGUGUUCAGUAGUGACGGGGAACAGACAUCCUGGAUUUUUUUCCCACAUCGAAUCAUUUAGUUUGCAUGCCUCUUUGAAAUUAGCUUGCUCUGCAGCACUUUGGAAUAGUCUUAUUAGGUUAAUUCACAUUUUGUACAUUAAAUAAGGAAAUAUUGAUGGCUUGAUUGAACUAGAUAUUUUCAAUUUUGAAAGCACAAAAAGUAUCUUUGAAUCAGAGGAGAAAAGCCAUUGGUUUGUUGUCACAGAUAAUAUCUUUGCUAAUUAACUGUGUCAGCACAGGGGUGCCUGGGAACCAAAGGCACCUUUAAAACUCAGUCAAAGCAACUUCCUAGGAGCCAGUUUGAGUGAGUCCUCUGCCUAUAAACCUCUCCCGGGAGUCUCUGAGAGGUGCGGGCCUGGGAGGUUGAUGAUGAUCUGCUUUCUCUUUGAGAUCAACUAUUCUGGGGAAUCUGGCGUGUGUGUUUGUGUGUAUGUGUGUGUUCACUUUUUAAAAAAUGAAACUACAACCGUAGCACAAAUGUUUGAGGCAGAUGGUUCUAUUUGUAAACUACCUCCUUCCUGGAAAAGUCUCUGCUUUGUAGUUAUUUGAACAUCCAUAGAGGAGUUCUUUGCAUCAGAAGGUGACAUGCCACUUAAAAUCAGUAUUCACUGGAGGGAAUUAUAUUUGGCCUAGCUGUAGCCGCUAUCCAUCACUAGUCACUUGGCCAGGAUGAAUGCUGGUGGGCAAACGUACCCAAGUUAAGAUAGGGGAGCAGGUUGAAUGAGUUUUUGAGACUUCUGCUAUGAUUAGCUUAACUUUUCGUUUGCUCUCUCCAAUAGCUAGUAAGUUGUAUGCUGGGAAAUGUUUAACAGCCAGGCUGUCGAAAGGGAAAAAGAGGCCUUAAAUUGUAGUAUUUGCUGAUUUCCAUGAUGUAAGUUACUCCCUUGUGGCUGAUUUUAAACCUUGGAGUUGAGAAGGGAUGUUGGCUCAGAGCCACACACACUCAGCCAACAGACCACUACAUUUAUUCCACACUAGGGUGGAUUUUCACAUAAUUUUUUUUUCUUUUCUUUCUUUCAAGGGCUGCACCCAUAGCAUAUGGAGGUUCCCAGGCAAGGGGGUCGAACCGGAGCUUUAGCUGCCAGCUUGCACCACAGCCACAGCAGCACAGGAUCCGAGCCAUGUCUGCCACCUACACCACAGCUCAUGGCCAUGCUGGAUCCUUAACCCACUGAGCAAGGCCAGGGAUCGAACCUGCAUCUGCAUGGAUGCUAGUCAUAUUCAUUUCCACUGAGCCACCACAGGAAUUCCCUCACAUAAUUUCUAAAAUAAUUUUUUCUCUUUGGUUUGUCACAAUGCUUUCGUGAUGUAAUAUCCCUCAUGGCAUAUUUUGUGUGUUCAAACAAAGGUGGAAACUUCCAUUGAUGUAAAAAAAAUUUAUACAUGAUGGAAGAAUCCAGAAACCCUCAAAAGGUCACCUUUAAGCUUUUUAGAAUUAAAGUAUAGGUUUAAUUUUUCUACAUUUUGGUGGUUAAAAUACAGGAAUAGUAAUUUUUUUUUAGAUUUUGAUGGGAAAAAUAUGCCCAGGAAACUAUGUAGUAAAAGGUACUGGAUUUUUUUUUUUGUUUUUUUACACUGAAUUUUUCUUUACACCCAAAGAAUUCCUUAAAGAUUUGCAUAUUAUGUUAGAGAUCAAAAAAGGCAGGACUGACCAUUGAAUCUUUUCACACGGCACAAUUUCUAGUUUUCUCUGUAUGAUGUGUCACUUAGGCUUGGAGGGGAAUACAAAUCAGAGGCUUGGAAUUUGGGAGCUGUCACUGCAGGCUGUUGAGAUUAUCCUUCCCAGCUGGCAUUGUAUGAUGUUCAGUCUAAGGACAUUGUUUCAUCCUGAUCCCAGGAUUUGUGCUAUGAUUCUAAAAUUCUCCAAGGCCGUUUCUUGUGUUGCUAGUGAAUUUAUGCACAUUAGAGGCACUCACUGACAUUUCGGAAAAGCAGUCUCCAACCUUUCUGAACACUCAUCUUGAUCAAUAAAAGGUUUUGAACAUAAAUCCCUUUUGCAAAUUCAUAUGCUGUAUGCUAAGUUAUAUAUUGCUAUGCUAAAGUCAUAUGUACAUUAUAAGAUAUAUGCAAAACAGAAAAUAAGGGCAGCAUAAAAAUAUGUCUUGAGUAGAUAUUCUGGUAUCUUCUUCCUGUACCCAGUAGAUUGUCUUGUGCCCUGCCCUUCACAGUGUGUACUCUAUUUUGAAGACCCCUCACUGAUCAAGGUAUUCUCAGUCUAAUCUUGAAAACCAAAAAUGUAGAUGCUUUGGUUGUUAAUAUGGGGAAAUCCUUUCCAUGUUUGAUCUGACUUUUAUGUAAAAUCUCUGGAAGAGAUAUAGGAAUUUUUCAGGAAAGCUUGUCAUCUAACUUUCUGAAGCUUCAUACUAAUUCUUUUUCAUCACUUGCCAAAUAGCCCAUUACCAAGUAUUUUCCAGAGCUUUACGCAUAUGAUUUUUGAUAGCUUGUCAUCUCUUUCCUUUUCAUAUUAGGUGUGACUUUAUAACUUCUCUUUUAUUUGCUGUUCACCAACUUUUUUUUUGACCUUAUUAAUGUUAUAUUUUACCAACAAUUUCAGAACUAUUUCAAGUUGCUUUAUGUUAAAAUAUGUAACAACCUUCAUUUCUUGCUGCAUUAAGAAGUUUUAAUUUUUUUAAUUUGUAAAUUUUGGCAUCUGAAGAAAUACUUUCUUGAUGGGCCUGUUCUGUCUAUCACUUCAUUUACUGUAUGAAAUGUAUUAUUUACCCGUACCAGAAAUGUAGAAUUGUGGUGAGGUGCCACUUUUAGGUGUGUCAACAAGUAUGGUGACUAGUGCAGGUCUCUGUGCAGAAGCCUGGAGCUCAGAGUGAAGGACCACGCAGGAGAGCUUGACGCCUCACCAGGUGUACAGACUGUGACCUGAAGGGCAGAAAUGGAAUCGAGGCGGUAAUUGUUCAGUUCACAGUAGUGAAGCAGAGACCAGCCAUAGCUGUCGUGAGCAGGUACUCUGACCAGAGAAUGAGUUGGAUGGAAAAUGUUUGAUUAAUUUUCUUUUUGGUCUGGGGUCAACAAGUAAGUGUCUUGUUACUUGUAAUGCUGCUGGUGUUCUACCUGAAACAAGGUGCCCUGUGACUCCUCUCUGUCAUCAGAACUCUGCUUGUCGACGUUGAAGUUUUAAUCUUAGAAUCUAGAAUUCUUGUGGGCGGUGGUGUAUUAAGCAAGAAGGUGGUUUGAUUUCAUUUCUCGUAUUUGGUGGAAUCUGUGAGGCUACAUGUCAUGUUUUUACCUGCAAGCUGAGCAGAUCGGAAAGGUGAGCUGUUGAUGUGGAGUGUAAAUGUUCCAUUUGACUCUGCCAGUUUCUUUAAGCUGCUUUUCUGGAAAAGAACUUGUGAUAGAUUGAUAGCCUACCAGAAAAUAGUGAUUUCCAGGGUGCUGCCUUGCACACUUAGCCAUUGUGAAAUGGAACCCGGAGUGGUUUGUGAGAGGGAAUGUCGGAUCUACGCUUUCUAUAGAAGCCAGGAAAUUCAAGCUGUUGUUAUUAAUAUCAUUUUAUUUUUUUUUUUUGCUUUUGGCUUUUUAGGGCCGCACCCGCGGCAUAUGGAGGUUCUCACGCCAGGGGUCCAUUCAGAGCUGUAGCUGCCAGCCUACACCAUAGCCACAGCAGCGCUGGAUCCUCAGCCCACUGAGCAAGGCCAGGGAUCGAACCCGCCUCCUCAUGGAUACUAUUUGGGUUGGUUAACCGCUGAGCCACGACGGGAACUCCUUAACAUCAUUUUAAAUGAAACCUUUAACAAGAGUAUUUCUGAAGGAUACAAUCAAACAGUGUAAGUCUCCUAAACUUUAAUCUUUUGAGUAUAAUAUACAUCAGGAAGUUUUAUGAGGUUAAAAUUUUUAUUCUAAAAUAUUUAAUUGGGAGACUAGAGCACUUCUUUUAUGUCAUUCUGAUUUAUCAGCUGAGUGCAUAUUUGUGUGUGUGUGUGUGUGUAUAUACUGAUGUGUUGACUGAGUAUAUGUUUGUGUGUAUGUGUAUAAAUAAGUCUAUUUUUCAGAGGGAACAUAUAUUCAUCCUAGUCUAGGAUGGUUCCUAGGCUAUUUUAUACUCGAACUUAAAAAAAAAUAAAAAAACAAAAAUAAAAAAAUGGCCGCACUUUGCAGUUGCCACUUUUUAAAAACUUAAUGCCUCGCACAUUUCAGUUUUUUUUUUUUAAAUACAUAGAAUCAUAGGCCUUAAAAACUAAUUGCUUGUCAAUGUUUUAGAAAUACUGUACAGAGCUCCAUGUAACAUACUCUAAGCAAAGUCAUCUUAAAACUGUUGUCUUAUGUUCAUGUUGGUACUGAGCACAUAAGGAUGUUCUUUCUUAAAAUUUCUACAUUUAUCUUUGUGUAAAAUUCUUGUUACAUUGGGUUCUAGGUUUCUCAGCAAGGAGGAUUAUCCUGAAAGUUGUGUUUCUAAAAUACAGAUUUGACCAUGAUAGACAUAGUGCUGGAGGAAUUCUGGCCUUGUAGCCUCAUUUAUCCUUUUGAACUGUACAUAAUAAGCAUUAGCAGAAAACCUCAGCGUAUCUUGGGCUGAAUGUUCUUCUCAACUUUGCCUUGUUUCCCAUAAGGGCCCAUUCUGGUUCUUGUCCCCUCCAAGGAUUAUGAGCCCUGUGAGGACAGGCCUGGGAUCUUCUGGACGGGGUGGGGGUGGGGAGGUGCCCCGUGGCUGGACCUGGGUUCUAGCCAGUGGCAUCAUUCAAGCUUGCCUAGAGUUCAGGGGUGGGAAUGCCAUAGGUUGAUGUGAAAUCACUUGGCACUUUGGCGGGGCGGGGGGGGGGCACCGUUAUUAGCACUCUGUAGUUUUUAAUAACUGGAAGCACUUAAUGAUGAUUUUGUUUGUUUUCAGCUUUCGGAUAUUGAGGGUCAGGGAUUUAAGGCUUCUUCCUUGUUAAUGUUUUCUGGAAUUUAAGACUGUUUGGAGAGGGGCUAAAUGGAUUCCCCAGUGAGCCGGUCUAGGCUCUGUAAGGUAUGUUCUUUUGGCUAGGAGAUUUUAAAAUAAUUUACAAGCUUUUACUGAUGUGCUUUGUAGAAAGGUUUGCCCUUUAAUGCUUUGCAGUUGGUGGAUUUUACUCAACUUUGUGAACUCGCCAGCUUUGUUUCUUUUCUGUUUAAUCAUUGUUACUUCUUGUCUGUCAUGUAGGGGACACAGUCCCUUCUAAGACAUUUCAUACUUUUUGUUUUUGAUGGCAGUAUUACCAGUGGCCUUUAUGUGUACAUUACAUUCAUUGCUUAUGAGAUAAUGUAGCAUAUUGUAUGAACUGCACUGUUCAGUAUUACUGAAAUUAACUGAGAUGCAUCUGUGUAAAGAUAGAAAUGAAUAGUUAGUUUUUGAUUACUCGAGACCUGUUUAUUUGGUUUGGCCAUUAGAGCUUUCCUAAUUGCAGUCAAAUGUAUUUCUUCACUUUUACCUUCUAGCAGUUUCAUUUAUCUUUGUGGGUAGGAAAGAUUAAAUAUGAAACUUAGUGCUGUCAUUUUGCUACUCGUUGGCUUGGCUUUGGUUUGAGGCAAAUUAACUAAAAUUGGUUUCUUAGAAUUAUGCCCUUUUCACCAGAUAAUCAAGCUGGCUUUCAAAAAAAGCAUGUAAUUUUGUGUUCUGAAGAACAGACUAACAAUUUUUUUAUGAGCUCUAGUGGAUCAAGUGUAGACAUCACUUGAAAAUUAAUGUUAAACUUUUGAUUUUCACCCACCCAAUCUAUAAAUCAGAAAAAAAGCAUAUGUCUGCUAUGGUGUUAACACAGAGAGAUGUAUUCUGGUAUAUCAGUGCCUGAGUUUGGGCUCCCUGGUAAUAAGAACUUGUCAAGGUGCUUUCCUCAAACCUCGAGCCAUUCACCUGAGAAGAUCAUUAUUUCAUUGUACAUUUCCCCUCCGGUUUAGUUUAUUGAAAUCUAUCUCUCAUAAUAUCUAGUAUCCACUACUUUUGGAUUAAUAGAAUACUUAACAUACGCCAGUGCAUACCUACCCAAAAGACUGCAUUUACUGUUAUAGUGUCACUAAUAACAUGUCUUGAUUUUUUUUUUCUUUUUGGUCUUUUUAGGGCCGCACUUGCGGCAUAUGGAAGUUCGCAGGCUAGGGGGUGAAUCUGAGCUGUAGCUGCCCGCCUUUGCCACAGCCACACGGGAUCUGAGCUGCAUCUGUGAUUUAUAUACCACAGCUCAUGGCAACACCGGAUCUGUAACCACUGAGUGGGACCAGGGAAUCAAACCCGCAUCCUCAUGGAUACUAGUCAGGUUCGUUACCCCUGAGCCACAAUGGGAACUCCUAACUGUUUUGAUUAAUCUCAGUGUAAUUUAUAUUAGAGAGACCGUCAAAGUAUUAACAUCGCUUUUCUUUCUUUUUCUAAGAAAGCAAUUCAAAUGAUGGUAACUGAUAACAUUUAUUAAAAUGACAUUGUUAUUGAUGCAACUGGAGAGAAACUGCCACAUCUUCUCACUAAGCAGUCUGACUUAACCUGUUGGGAAUCUAAGGGAAGUUGUUUUAGGGUGAUCAGCGUGUCUGUAGCCAGAGCCUUGAGCUCUACGUGCAUGCAUGUGCAGCAAAGAAACUUUAGAGUUUAGGUUGGUUGAGGAAGAGAAUGCUCUAGCACUUUGAGGGCUUUAUAACAUGCUGCUUUUAAGAGGAAAAAGUGUAGUUGAUACUCAGUGCAUCUCCAGACAUAGUAAGGGGUUGCUCUGAAUAACCAAUCAGGUGAUUUUUUUUUCUAUCGCUUUGUUUUAUGCAAAAAUAUUGUUAAAUUCUAUAAUGACAUGAAUCUUUUUAGAAAGAUGAUACACUUAAACUAUUUUAUGUAAGAACUGACAGAGGAAUUUGCUUUGUAUAACGGCAAGCUGGCUUUAAGAAAGCAUUGUUUCAAAUUUACUAAAGUCCAAAAUUAUAGAGAUAUGUUAAUAGAUGUAUGUGCAACUAGAUAUGGACAAUUGUAUUUUUUUAAAUAAAUAUUUUUAACAAAAUGACUUUCUGCAUUGAUUACUUCCCUCCUUCCACAUCCAUUGGGGUAGUCUCUGUGUAUUAUAUUUUCAUCUAUGCUAAGUGUGGGUAAGGAAAGUUCAGCUUUCCCAAAAGUUGUCAUUAAAACCUGGCCUUCAACUGUUUGAUGGGCACCUGCAUUAAAACACUUCAAGCCUGGGUUGAGGUAGGUACUAAAAAGGGGAAAUUGUAAAGUGAUUGUUGAUAUAAAAAGGAAUUAAAAGAAUACUGACUGGCUAGAAAAAUGAUUUGCCAUGUGAAAUCUUUAUUUUACUUAUAAAAUUGAUUUACAUUUUUAUAAAGGCUUCAAAGUUUUAAUUCUUUUGUUUCAGCCCUUUGUAAGCAGCAACCGUGGCUUAUUUCUGCUCCAGGCCCUGUUUCUUCAUGUAUUUUUUGAGAUUAGAAACUGGAGACUUCAACUCACUUAGCAAAGGUAGGCCUUUUCAGAACUGGGCUGAUAAAAUAUGCACAGGGACAAGUUGGGUUAAGAGGUGGCAAAAUCCAGAGUUCCCAUGAUGGCUCAGUGGUGAAUGAACCCCACUAGCAUCCAGAGGACGCGUGUUCGAUCCCUGGCCUUGCUCAGUGGGUUAGAGAUCCAGCGUUGCUGUGAGCUGUGGUGUAGGUCACAGACGAGGCUCGGAUCUCAUGUGGCUGUGGCUGUGGCUGGCAGCUACAGCUCUGAUUAGACCCCUAGCCUGGGAACCUCCAUAUGCCACAGGUUUGGCCCUAAAAGACAAAAAAACAGUGGCAAAAUCCGUGGUCUGCUUCAUAUCUAGGUGAAAAUAAGUUAGAGUGGUAGACUGUUCUGCGGUGGGCAGCAGUCUACUCGCCCUGGUGAGAUGCCCCUUUUGGAUGGUAAGGCCAUGCUCAGCACGGUUGGGUGAUUACCACUUGUGAGGAUUCUCCUACACCAAUGUAAUUAAAGGUAUUAACUAGAACAGUAGUCCCAUGAGGGCAAAUAAGUUUGGGAAAUGGGGUCUCUACCUCCUGGAGAGUCAGAACACGUAUUAGACCAUCAAAAGCUCUAAGUCUUUUCGUUUACAAAGCCUGUUUCAUCCACCUCUUACCUCUGACCAUUGACCCAUCCUCUUUGGAGAAGUAUAAUGUCUAUUUUGCAAUUACUUGGUGUUUCAUAGACGCAUGUCAUGAUACACUCACUCCUAAUAUUGGGUAGUUUUCCAGGGCUGGCGUUAUUAGGUAGGAGAUAAUCAUUAACGGUUAUAAGAUUUCACAUUGUCGCCGCAAAGCACUGUGCUUGUUGGAUAGACCCCGUAACUGAAGGGAGUCCAUGAAGUUGCCUUCCUUUGGAAUAACUCUACAAUAAGCGGACAUUAUAUACUGAAGAAUGAAACAGGAACAAUAAUUUUUCUUUUUCUUUUUUUUUUUUUUUUUUUGGCUGCAUCC